AGGAAAAAGAUUCUAGAGAGUCUUCCACUUCUCAACAGUCGAUAAUUGUGUGCUUCCCCCUCUGCUUCAGUCUCUCUGGUUGAAAAUUGACCCUCACAAGUCACAAACCACCUUCAUCUUGCCUUCUCUCUGGAUAUCACACUCGCUACCCGUCAUCCAUGGCGGCCGCUAGAGUCAUGAUGUCUGCUAGCAUUAUCUCCACAUCAUCUUCUAUGUUCUUCAAAGCCGCGACCACUCCAUUCUUAAAACCUAAUCGAUUAAGACAUUGCUUCAAUACCCACAACAGAUUACCUUCAAGUAAAAGGCUUUUCACCUGUAAAUCCCUCUACAGGCCGCAUGUCCAGAUCAAAGAGGAAGGACAACCUGAAACCCUAGAUUACAGAGUCUUCUUCGUCGAUGAUUCUGGCAAAAAGAUUUCACCUUGGCAUGAUAUACCGCUGCACUUGGGUGAUGGAGCAUUCAAUUUCAUUGUUGAAAUCCCCAAAGAAUCAAGUGCAAAAAUGGAGGUUGCUACUGAUGAGAUUUAUACCCCAAUUAAGCAAGAUACAAAGAAAGGGAAACUUAGAUAUUACCCGUAUAACAUUAAUUGGAAUUAUGGGUUGCUUCCACAAACAUGGGAAGAUCCAUCAUUAGCAAACCCUGAUGUAGAUGGUGCGUUUGGAGAUAAUGAUCCAGUUGAUGUUGUUGAAAUUGGUGAAAUUCGUGGGAAAGUGGGCCAACUUAUGAAGGUGAAGCCUUUAGGUUGUCUAGCUAUGAUCGAUGAAGGUGAGCUUGAUUGGAAAAUUGUUGCAAUUUCAUUGGAUGAUCCACGGGCCCCACUUGUGAACGAUGUUGAUGACGUGGACAAGCAUUUCCCCGGGACUUUAACUGCAAUUAGAGACUGGUUUAGAGACUAUAAAAUCCCUGAUGGAAAACCAGCCAAUAAAUUUGGACUUGGCAACAAAGCAGCUAAUAAGGAUUAUGCUUUGAAGGUGAUUAUGGAGACCAAUGAAUCAUGGGCUAAGCUUGUGAAGAGAUCAAUUCCAUCUGGGGAGCUUUCUCUUGUGUAAAUAUGAAAUUUCCAUGUCAUCAAUUUUUUUGGUAAGUUUUAUUCUUUUUUCUUGAAUUUUUGCAAAUAUGGAGCUAAUGCUCAAUAGAGAAAUAUGUGAUUUUAUUAGGGUUUGUUUGGUAUGAUGAAACAUUGAAAUGUAAACGCAAAUGAAUGUAUGGUAUGAUGCAAACAUUGAAAUGUAAUAACAAAGGAAUGGAAUAAUAGUAAUUGAACGAGCAAUCUUGUUGA
Lactuca sativa (garden lettuce) is the source of this 1279-nucleotide messenger RNA. RefSeq names its product soluble inorganic pyrophosphatase 6, chloroplastic. Gene Ontology annotation, molecular function: inorganic diphosphate phosphatase activity; magnesium ion binding. Gene Ontology annotation, cellular component: cytoplasm. Gene Ontology annotation, biological process: phosphate-containing compound metabolic process. The record is from RefSeq and is a predicted model, not a curated record. NCBI's taxonomy places the organism in Eukaryota, Viridiplantae, Streptophyta, Magnoliopsida, Asterales, Asteraceae.